UUUUUAGUCAACAUUGUGUAGCACACGGAUUCAUAUUGGAGUAGUGUUCAUUACAACCUCUACUUUCUUGUCAAAAGUCAUGUUAACAUGAGGGCUAAAACAAAAAAAUACUUUGACGCAAAUGUUAAUCUACAUAUGUUUUUGCCCCCCACUGCAUUCACCCAACAGACAGAGGCCUAGUUAGAGAGUGUGUUUUACCAGGAAGCUACUGUGGUCUUCUGAGUAAGAUUGCUUACUUCAUCUCACCUCAUUUGUGCUACUUCUCAGAACUCUGUUCCAUUGGCUGCAGUUGCAAAUGGUAUUAGGGUUAAGUAAAAUAAGUAAAAUAAGCAUUUAUGCACCGAAAGUAACUAUAUGUGUCAGGCACAUAAACCAGGUUAUUUUAGUGCAUGAAUAUGUCUAAUAGUUGUUUAUAAUCACAGAGAGAGAAAAAACAAGACCUGCUGUAUACAUGCACAUAAUCCAAGUACUUGAGAUUGUUAUAACAUGUAAAUAACAUGUAAUAACAUUGUUAAACAUGUUAUAAUAUAUCAAAUGAAUCAAGAACCAGUUCAAAUGUAACACUAUAUUAAAUAUUUUCAGAUAUGUAUAAAAAGAAAGGGGACGAAUAGAAAAAGGCACAGCUGCUCAAACAGGAAGUGACCUAAUCAAUUGCCUCUGUGCGCAAACUUAGUUGUAGAGGUUUGCCCUUUAACUUGUAGCUACUGGAUAUAUGUGCUGGGUACUUUCACUUACAUUUCAGGUACCGCUCACUGCCAUACAUUAAAAUACAGAAAAUGCUCUUGGUCAAAACUGAAGUCUGUUUUUUUUGGAUGGUAUUAUGUUAUACCUCUUUUGCUUCAAUGGGUAACAAACAUUGCCAUGAAUCCUGUAACACAUCCACCCUCCAGGCUCCACUAGGCUCUGUGGUGCUCCUGUCAUGCAGCUUUGGGUCCACCUCUCUGGGCAUUAGCCCUGGCCAUGGCUGGGUGGUGUGGAACCAGGGCUCUGGUUCUGGUGCCAGCCUGGUCAACAUCACGUCCUCUGGGAAGGUGGACUUUCUGGACCCCAGGCAGGGCAGAGUGAAGGCUUUCCCCAAUCAGGGAGGUCUGGGGAACUUCUCCAUCCUAAUUGAUGCCCUUCAGGCCUCAGACCUGGGCUCCUACUGUUGUGAGCUGCAGAGUCAUGACCAGUGCCAUCGAGUGGAAGUUGAGGAACUUGAAGAAGGUUCACACAUCGUGUUGUUUUUCAGCGUCGGCAGUUUGGCCAUCCUCCUAGUGCUCCUAAGUGGCUGUUUCUGCUGGGUAAAAUGGACACGAGUUUCUACUGAAAGAACACCAGACUAUAUCAACACCCAUAUCUGUGCAGGAUCCAGUGCACCUCCUGAGGAUGUUGCAUGUAGUGACAAUGUCGGGAGAGACGUGGUACAGGAGAGAGGAGUCGGCAAUGAGCGACCGAUCUAUGAAAACAAUGAACAUGAUCCAACCAGAAUGCAGCAUGAUCCGACCAGAAUUCACCAUGAUCCGACCACAAUUCAGCAUGAUCCGACCACAAUUCAGUACGAUCCAACCAGAAUUCAGCAUGAUCCCACCGCAAUUCAGCAUGAUCCCACCACAAUUCAGCACGAUCUGUCCAGAUUUCAGCAUGAUCCCACCACAAUUCAGCACGAUCUGUCCAGAUUUCAGCAUGAUCCCACCACAAUUCAGCAUGAUCCAACCAGAAUUCAGCAUGAUCCAACCAGAAUUCAACAUGAAGCACAAAGAAACCAGCACGAACCAGUUAGAUACAAAAAUAAAUUGAGAGAUUCGAGUGAGAACAGAAGACAGGGGUUUCAUGGAGAACUCAUGAGCAGAUUGCGCCAAUCAAGUCUCGGACAGCGUUACUAUGCAAACCAAGCCGAGAUCAACCAGCAAACCAGAGUUCAGAUGGACAACCACCAAAGAGCAAACGAAGCAAAGACCAACCAGGAUGGCAGAUCCCAAAUGGACAACUGCCAAAGAGGAAGCUUUUGGAGAAAGAAACCCAAAGAGCGUAAGUUGCUUUUUUUUUUUACACACACAACAUACUGUAUAAUCAUAAUCAUUUAUAUUAAGACCUCUCUCUCCCAGAAUGUGAAUAUGAAAACCCAAUCUAUAACAGUGUAGUCCAACUCCACAAACUAUAGACGGGGAUGAAGAGGAUACUGGGUCUCAACUCCUUGGUCUCAAUUUUGUUUAGGUUGUAUUUCAUUUGUUUUGUAAAUAAAGUACAUUACAUUGUCUUGAAAGUUAAACAAAUAUGAAAUAAAGUUAAAUCAUUUUUAAAUUGGUUUAUGAUUCUUUCGUGCAUUGUAUUAUCCAAUGUGAAUCAGAAAAGUCUCUAAUCAAGACAAUUAACGCUAAUAACCC
This is a messenger RNA of Oncorhynchus mykiss (rainbow trout), 2366 nucleotides long. NCBI's taxonomy places the organism in Eukaryota, Metazoa, Chordata, Actinopteri, Salmoniformes, Salmonidae. The record is from RefSeq and is a predicted model, not a curated record.